Schistocerca piceifrons (Central American locust) is the source of this 9162-nucleotide messenger RNA. RefSeq names its product F-actin-capping protein subunit beta (gene cpb). Bases 285 to 1109 code for a protein of 274 amino acids. Gene Ontology annotation, cellular component: cytoplasm; F-actin capping protein complex. Lineage: Eukaryota; Metazoa; Arthropoda; Insecta; Orthoptera; Acrididae. Gene Ontology annotation, biological process: negative regulation of filopodium assembly; cell morphogenesis; actin cytoskeleton organization. Gene Ontology annotation, molecular function: actin filament binding. The transcript has 5 exons. The record is from RefSeq and is a predicted model, not a curated record.
GUUUGGUCGAGGUGUGGGGAUCUCAGGCUGUAUUAUUAGGGCGAGAGUAUCAUUCGGGUGUAGUACAUAUAUAUUUUUGAUAAGAUGUGCAAAAUGAUGUGUAAUUGAGAAGAAAGAUUGUCAAUAACGCGAAGAACACGGUUAGCCUUUGGAUUAGCGGGUCCUUAUCAUUCACCGUGUUCUUCCGACGCAUAGAUAGCAACGAGUCACCAUUUUUUUGGACAACGGGUGUAUGACACAGAAUCUUGUUCGGGCAGAUACAUAAAUAGACAUUCAUCUACAAAAUGACGGACCAGCAGAUGGAUUGUGCUUUGGAUCUCAUGCGGCGUUUGCCGCCCCAGCAGAUAGAGAAAAAUCUAAGUGACCUAAUAGAUUUGGUACCAAGUCUAUGUGAAGAUUUACUUUCAUCUGUAGAUCAACCCCUGAAAAUAGCAAGAGACAAGGAAAUGGGGAAAGAUUAUCUUCUUUGUGACUACAAUAGAGAUGGUGAUUCAUACAGGUCUCCUUGGAGUAACACCUAUGACCCACCUUUAGAAGAUGGAUCAAUGCCAUCGGAAAGACUCAGGAAACUUGAAAUAGAUGCAAAUCAUGCGUUUGACCAGUAUAGAGAGAUGUAUUUUGAAGGUGGUGUAUCUUCUGUUUAUUUAUGGGACCUGGAGCAUGGAUUUGCAGGUGUUAUUCUUAUUAAAAAGGCUGGUGAUGGAUCCAAGAAAAUAAAGGGCUGUUGGGAUUCAAUUCAUGUGGUUGAAGUUCAAGAGAAGACAAGAAAUGCACAUUACAAACUUACAUCCACUGCAAUGCUGUGGCUCCAGACAAAUAAGACUGGUUCAGGAACCAUGAACUUAGGAGGAAGUCUCACAAGACAGGUGGAACAAGAUGCAAAUGUUAGUGAAGCUUCUCCCCACAUCGCCAAUAUUGGUCGAAUGGUGGAGGACAUGGAGAAUAAGAUACGUAAUACUUUAAAUGAAAUUUACUUCAGUAAGACAAAGGACAUUGUUAAUGGUUUACGUAGUAUGCAACCACUGGCAGAACAGAGACAGCAAGCCAUGCUGAAGCAAGAUCUGGCAGCUGCCAUCCAGAGGAGACACGCAAAAACAGAAACAAACUGAGACAUCAAGUGACUGUUGUGCAAACUGCUAUGUGUUGACAGCAUCCGUCACACUGAUGGACAUAUAAGUGUUUCUACAAAUAGCUUCUCCAUGUCCAAAACUGACAUUAUUGAGCUGAGAAUGUCAGAAGGCAACGGGGUGUAAAUCUGAAGCCUGAGUGUGUCUUCCGCUGUCAUAAUCAUUGCAGGCAGUUGACUGUGUAAUGAGUUUCACAGUUGUUCAUGUUAAUUGUUUUAGAAAUAAUGUUGUUGAAUUAAUUAUUUUAAUCUUUAAAGUUGCUGGAGAGGUUUGAUAGCUGCAGAAAGUGGAACCUUUAAUGUACAGAUUUGUUUGCUUAGGAAAAAUACUGUCUCAAAAUGUUAUGUCAGAAAUGUGCAUGGAGAAGUACAGAGUUUAAACACAAGUGCAUCAUUUCAAGCGCCUCUGCAUCACUAAAUAACAUAGUAUGCAAUUUCUUAAAUCUCAGCUGUCAGAUGCUAAAGGUUUCUGCAUUUAUGAUUUGACCAACUUGAAGCUCUCUCAACUUUAUCAUUGAACUUCAUCCUGUGAAACUGUGCUCACCUAAUUCAAGUUAUGAAGCAUUUUCAAAAGGUUUCCUUUAUUCGGAGAAAAUGGAUUACAUGUGGGCAAGCAAUUUACAAUACUGCUGCCAUAGAUUGUGGAUUUACUAUGUUAUAUAAAAGUGUUGGGAAAUGUAAAGUGUGUUAGAACUGUAGAGUGGCCAUGUUAAAAUAAAACUGCUCAAUGUAUUAGAAUUUGUAUUAGCUUGGAGCUUUCUUGGUGCAUCAGCUGACCAUUCUACAGUUCAAAAGAUUGUGGUACAAUUUGUAGAAAAUGAAGAUCAGUUAGUUGUUUAUGAUUGAGGGCAAGAGAAUAUUCCCAUUUUGUUCUUCUGGUGGUAUGACACGGAGUGAAACUAAUACUUAAAGAGGAAUGUGGCAUAAAUAAAUUUUGUAAAUACUUGGGUCACAGGAUUAUGAUCAGUGAGAUGUAUAAUAAAUCUUUGGUGCUUUUUAUAUUGAAACCAGUGAACUGAAAAGUGUGUGUAUGAAAAACAGUGGUGAUAAUCCUAAGGUUGGACUCCGUUAAGUAUCUCUGGGACAAUACAAAAAGAUACAAUUAAUUAUUUUACAUAAGUUCAUGUAACCAUAUUUUUUAUGUUUUAUAUUGCCACUGUCCAUUGUGAUUUAAGGCAUCUUGCAAGUAUGCAUUUCAGUGUUUCAUAGGAGCUUUAAUUUUUUGUAUAUGUGUUUAAUUUUCAAUCAUAUUGUCAAACAAAGAAAAGAGGAAGCAUUCUGCUGUUAAACUUUUUCUCUGUGUUAGUUAACAUCUCCAAAUUGUGAUAUUCAAAAUUUCAUAUGCUACAUUUGCUAUAUAAAUUCUGCAACCCACAGAAGAGCUCUAACUCAGAAAUUAAUUUAAUUAAUCAACAUUUCUGAACAGAAAAGAAGCGAGUGCCCAGAAGCUGUACUGUCUGAUCAGUCACGCAAAGGAUAUUGUAAAAAAUUGGCAACAGAGUGACAGAAAAGUUAAUGUUGGGUGUAACCCAAAUUGACAAAAAAAAAUUAUUUUCUUUAGAGCAGAUAUGUUUUCACUUCUGAAUUCAAUGUGUAAACUCUUAUUAUUUAAUUUUAAACACCUCACUCCAUUAUAUCUUGUUUUUUAUAUAAAAGAUCUUUAUAUUCAUCUACCUGCAGUGGUUUCUACUAAAACGAUUGCUGUAUCAAAAUUAAGGGGCCUAUUAGCUGCAGUAGUUUGCAGACUACUUAAUAUGGUGCCACUUAGUUCUUUGUAUAAGAAAGAGUUUUGCACAAGUAAACCGUUACUCAUUUGGAAAAUUAUAUUAAUGAAUAGAUUCCUGUUAAUCUUACUGCACCUUAAGAAGUGUGUAAACUACUCUGAAUACUUCAGGCUUUUAAUGCUAUAAAAAAUUACCAAAGUGCCUACUGCAUAUUUUCAACACAAAUUUGAAUUAGGUCGACAUGUAAAUAAGAAGAGAGAACACAUCACUGGAUUGUGGAUUUUAUUUUGCGAAUGUGUCGUUGUGUAUCUGUGGCAUAUGUGAGGAGGGAAAGGGGGGGGGGGGGAGAGAGAGAGAGAGAGAGAGAGAGAGAGAGAGAGAUUGAUUUUAUAAAUGUUGCAAUACCAGGUUGUGGUUUUAGGCCUCAUUCGUGUUGUGCUGCUUGUAUGGAUACCCUCUUAGUACUUAGAAGUACAUUGUAUAGAGUAACAUUUUGCAUCUUACUCAGUUGUUCCAUUUUGGUAUGGAAGUAUCUUUACAUAGUAGGACAAUUUGAAAUUUAAAUUUUUGUUUGGUUGUAGAUGCUGUGUGGUAUGUGGAAUGUACGUUUGUUUCCAGAUUUGCACUUCAUACGUAUAUUUUUCAGCUGUUUAACACCUCUGUAAUCUGUAAAAAUUCUUUCCCACGACUAUUAUGAAUAGUACUAAGACAAAGCAUAACAGUAAAUUAAACUAUUUUGCAAAAUAUUUUUUUCUAUUUUAGAGCACUAUCCAUUUUGUACAUAGAGAUUUUACAGUGCAGAAACAAGAUAAGGAGAAUCACUGUUGAUCAAUUAGUCACAGUUCUUAUUGUAAUGUGUUCCAUAAUGGUGGUUGGUAUGUUAUUAAUAAACAUACCCAGCACAACUGUAUAUUUACAAAUAUUUGUUGGUUAUAACAUUACAGUUUUCGUUAUCAGCGUAGGUAAUGUAAAGUCGUAGAAAGAUGGCAGGUCAUACCUAAAUGUGUAUCUAGAAAUGGGAAUUUACAGGAAGAAAGCAUUAUGUUGAUUGUGAUAUGUCUAUUUUUUGUUACUAUGACUGAAAACCAGUCGGCAAUAAAACUCGCUCAGUAGUCUCAUAAUAAUGAGAUGACAUUUGUGGUACUUUUUUUUCCUGAGAUUCAGGUAAGAGCUGUCACAUGAGGCUUACAACACAGUACUGCUUUAUAACAUUCUAAAACCCACUGUAUCAUGUUGUAUUUAUUAUUAUUCUUAUGAUGAUUGUGCAUGGGUACUAACAUAGUAUUUUAAAGUCUGCAUAUGAUUUUUGCUAGAUUCCUGUGACACGUGCACCAGUAUUGCUGCUUAAGAUGUUGUAAGGUGUAGUUCACAUGCAUGGUUGCAUUCCCGAGGCUUUUUAUAUUAUUAUUGAUUAUUAUUGUUGUUGUUGUUAUUAUUAUUAUUACUGUUACUGCUGUAGUAGAAGCAGUCAGUAUUGUCCAGGUUAAAGAUGACUUGUUUCACUUUCCACUUGUUGCCCUCUUUUGGUAGAGGCAACUGUGUGUACUACACCUUGUAGUUUUUCAGCAAUUGAGAAAAUUGACUUCUCACAGCAUAAGGAACAGAUUCAUGCCAACGAUUUCUAAUAAGUGUCAUUGAUCACAGGACAUGAAAAAUGCAUGUGAUAAUUGUUUACAGUUUUUAUGGCCUUGAUAAUAUGCCAUUAAAAACUUUGUAGGUUUCAGUUUUCAUAACCCUCAUCUAACAAAUUAUUAACAUCACUUUCAGUCUUUGAAUAAAGAAGCCUUUGUUUUACAAAAGAAUUUGCUGUUGACGAAGCAUACAGCAUUUAGGGGGACGGGAUAAAUUUAGAGUAUAUUGCUUUUAAUUCCAUUGGUCGACAGUUAAUAUUGCAGUUCAUUUAGAGAGAAUGUUGCUUCCAUUUGAGUCAAUACUAUCAUAUCUUGUGUAUCAUCCACUUUUCCGUUUCCAAUCUGUUCACAGCAACAGAACAGAAUAUUUACUUUUUUUCUCCCAUCAUGUUUGUCAUUGGAAUGAAUAAAGGAAGGUUUAAAUUUAAACAUGCUAUUGAUCUACAGGGCAUCAGAGACUAAUUCUUGGGAUUACAUGCAAGUGCUGUGUAGGAGAUAGGGGUGAAGAAAUAUGAGAAAAAAUUUGACAUCAGUAAUGUCGGAAAAAGUCUCGUGAAAACUUUGACUGGUUGGUUUUUGUUUUAUUUUGUACAUUUGAUAGAUGUAAGGCUUUAACAUUUUCCAAAUAAUUUGCAAAUAUGAAUGUCAUUACAUGCUUAAUAUCGAAUAGUACAUUAGAAAUUUAUAAGCUUUUUGUUUGAAACCAGAUAUUUGUAAAAUCAAAAUGUCUUGUAUCACAAAGUUAAGAAAACUUUUCUGCAUUUUCUUAUAAAGGUGACAUCCUCUUGAGUUCUUGUUUUAUUAUUAUUAUUGUUGUUGUUGGUUAACAAUCAUUCGUUUGUUCCAAGAAUAAGAACGUCUCAAAAAUGUGGAAAACAAAGUAACUGGCCAUAUGAGACUUUCAUGAGUAUUGCAUAGACUGUAAAGCUCAAGUUAUUAUGACUGUAUAUGAAAGUUCUAGCAUGUUAACUUGAUCCUUUUCGACAAAUAUCUGUAGAAAAACUUCAACAGCACUGCAUAAGGCGUAGCUUCUUUAUUUUUAGAUAUUUUCAUUUUGCAGUGAAUGAAGCUUUCUGUAGUUUUCACUUAAAAUUAAUGGCAAGUCUUAUUACUACAUAAUUAUGAGCUGCUUAUUGUGAUUUGUAUUGUUUGAAUGUAAGGAAGUGAGCACUUUUUGCUUAUCUGCAUGUCCAUAUUCUGUUUCAAUUCAUAUCCAAACAUGUAUAGGAUAUACUGUUUUAAUAGCAUGUGGAACCAACAUCCUUGGUUAUUUUUACAUUAUCUCAGAAAUGUGUCUCUAAUUAGUGCCUAUAUUUCUCUUUGGGAAGUAUGUUCUCUAUUCGUAUGUUUGCAUUUUAUGUCAUCCUUGCUUCACCCGUUAUUCUCAUCAGUACUUUAAUCUUAUCAAUACUUCCAACAGGACAUCUAAGUCAUCGCUUUAACAUGACAUCAAUGUCAUUAGCAAAUAAUAUUGAUAUAAUUUCACACUUCUGUACCUUUGUUAACUCUCUCAUUGAUGUCUUCGUUUCCUUAAGUUAAACUGGCCAUCAUCUAACAAACCACCAAUUUUCUUUUCCUUUAUUUAUUAUUUUUUGUGAAUAAGUCCAUUAAGACUUUGCAUAAAGUACUUAGAGGUGGACAUUUGCGUUCACAUAUUCGUUUCAUUAUCUCUUAUAGACCAUGCUAUUCUAGUGAUCUCCAUUGAUUUUUCCUCUCGUUCAGCUAGCCACUUUCAAGUUUUGGACUUGAAGAUUUUGCAAACUUGAACUUCAGGAGUAUUCCUGCCAGUUCCACAUCAGUUUUGAUCUCACCAACCCAUUUCCAUCAUGUCAGUUUUUGCUUCGCUCCUGUUGCCACAAUAUUUGACUACUUGUUUUGUAAAUCUGACUGGGUUCACUUUUUUAAUAUACCCAUAGAUUCUUAAGUUGGGGUUUUUAAUGUCAGUGUUGUUGUUGUUGUUCAUUUAUUGUCUGAUUUCCUUAUUGUUCCUUAGUUAGUAUUGUUUGCAAGUUUUGGGCUGAGAAUGUUCCUUAAGAUUUUGAAUUCCUUUUUCUGGUAUUUUUAGUGACAGUUUUUCUGUCCAAAAUUGGUGUUCCUGAUCCAGAAAGGCUUUGUGGUUUGGUUAUUGUACGGUAAUGUCUUAAUUUUGUUUAUUUUGAUGUACAUUUCUUGUUGCAGGUAUUUUGAAUAAGAUGGGUAAGCAGUUUCUGGCUUUUGAAAUCUAACAUUGUGUACUUUAGUGUCAAUUCCAUUAUCAUGAAAUAUUUGCCAGAUCUCAUCUUUAUGAACUUCGGUGUUUCUUUAUGGCAGGUCACAUACUCCGUCUUUUAAAAAGAUACCUGGAAACACUUCUUCUGCAGUUUCUUUCAAAAGUCCAGUCUGAUUUUGGACUGAUGAAAUGUUGCGAGUUAACAUUGUUAAAUUGUCUGUCUGCGAUCAGCUUUAGGUUAAAGAUUUGCUCUGGACAUGAAUGACCUGGUAUGAAUCCUACCUAAUACGCUGUAAUUUUUGGUUAAAGUUGUUUCUGUGCUCUGUUGAGAGAACAUUGGGAUAGAAUUCUGUAUGCAACUGGUAUUAAUGAGAUUCCUCCACUCAUUUGCAUCAUUUCUCUAUCUUUUUCUUGUGUAAUGGGUGAAUUAAUACCUUUUUCCAGUCUUGUGGUAUUUGUUAUGUUUGCUAGAGUCUUACAUGAUUUUAGUGACUUCUUUUAUGAUGUUUGAGCCUGCUGAUGUGAAGAUUUGUGCUAUGAUUCCAUCCUUCUCAAUGCUUUAUUGUUUUUUAGUCUUUUGAUCUGUUUGGCAAUUUCUUCUUCAUUUUAUGGUAAUGAAUUUACUAUUAUUAUAUGUGGGCCCUCACUGUUUGUAGGACUGUGGUGUGAAUGGUACUCUUCUAGUAGCUCGGUGGGAUGUCUAGAGUCUCAUAGAUUCUAAUCUUGAAUAAUUUUUUAGUUCCAUUUUUGUCAUGCUGUCUUUCCAAUCUUCCUUUGUUUAUUUCGCAUAUAUAGUUUUACUAAACUUGAUAACAUAUCAAGUUUUACCAAACUUAAUCUCUCUAAAAGUACACUGUACAAUGCUAAAGACUGGUACAGGUAUUAAGUCUUCUGUUUUCUGUCAAUGUAGUCCAUAAACCCUACUUGUCCUGCCUUUCUUAUGCCUUCAAAUUUAUAAAUGUUACUUAUCAAUCAUAUCAUCAAACAGAAUACCUUUCAUGCAGACAUCAGAUACCCAUACAAAAUGUCAUCUAUUUACACACACACACACACACACACACACACACACACACACACACACUGAGAAGAGAAAGUGCUUUGGUCUAAAUUUGUAAAUACUGUAUUCGUUCUUUGUAUAAACUGUAAAGUAAAAAAGUAAAUUUGAUAUUUGGAAAUGUUAACAAGUUUAGAUGUAAUACAGGGAAAAUAAGUGUAAAAGAAAAUUGAAGUGACAGUUCCAAGCUUCUGAGAUUUUUCUUUCUGAAAACUAUGGUAGCAGCAUAACAUGUGGAAGUAAAGUUUAUUGCUAUCUUUUUUUCUGUUUUUUUUUCUUUUUUUAACCUAUUCAUUAGUGAUAUUGUAUGUUAAAAGACGCUGGUGAUAUUGUGUUUUAAAAAUGCAUGUUUGACUGCUACACAACAUUUCCAUUUCAGUGAGGGGUAUAGGCUGUGUUAUAAUGUGAAAUUCAAUCAAAGAAAAUUGCUUCGUCUUGUUGUUCAACAAGAGUUACAAUUUGAAGUAACUGUUAGUUCUGUUACUUUCUUAAAACAUUUUUAGUUCAUGUUAGUUUUCCAUUUUGCUUCACAAACAUUCCAUUCAUAAAGCUCUGCAUUAAAUAUGUGGCUGCUAUAAAAGCAUUUUCCAGCCUGAUAAACUGCCAAUUGUUUGCUAACAUGUAACUGCCACUUUUCACUGUGUUAAGUCUACUUCAUUUUACAGGUUUUUUAUUUGCAAGAACACUCUCUCUCUCUCUCUCUCUCUGUCUGUCUGUCUGUCUGUCUGUCUGUGUGUGUGUGUGUGUGUGUGUGUGUGUGUGUGUGUGUGUGUCACAACCAUAGCCUAUUAUAUUGUUAAGAAUUUGAAAUUGUUGUGAAAUAUGCAGUAGUUACCGAAAAUUGAAUAGAGAGACAGGGAUGCAUAAAUGGUACAAGUAAUGCUACGCAUUACCUUUGUAACGUGUCGAACUAUAUGCAAAGUUGUUUCCUCAAUAAAAAUUGGCUAAAUUGUUGGGAAGGUGCAUUAUUCCCAAAAUGCUGUAAUGAUGCUAGUGAGGUAAUUAACAAGAUUACAGAUUGUUAGUUAUUAUAGCUGUGAAAUCAACUUUGUAUUCUAAUUAAAACCAUUUUCUAAGUAAACUGUUUUGUACUCCCUGUGUAUAUAAGCACAACAUUUAUUUGAAAUAUUAUUGUAAUGUGCAGGUGUUUUUUAUCUUCUGCAGUGCCUGCAGGUGCUUGCCAAUAGAACAGCAGUUCCAUGGAAAUAACAGUAUUUUGUUACUACAUGCAGAUAAUUUUAUUGCCUAAAUUUAUGUUGCAUUCGUAUUAAUAAUUUACAUCUGUUGUGCAGUGCACUCUGAUGUCAGAGAAUGAGAGUAUCAUAUCUGUUACUAUGAAUCCUUUGAAACUAUGGUUGGAGGGUACAUCAGAUACCUUCAUAGAUAUGGGUUGAGAAAAUAAAAUUAUUUUCAGUGAA